Saccostrea echinata is the source of this 459-nucleotide messenger RNA. RefSeq lists its product as uncharacterized. Bases 1 to 459 code for a protein of 152 amino acids. The transcript is spliced from 2 exons. NCBI's taxonomy places the organism in Eukaryota, Metazoa, Mollusca, Bivalvia, Ostreida, Ostreidae. The record is from RefSeq and is a predicted model, not a curated record.
AUGGACGAAAAAUCCGCCUUACAAUCACUAAAGAAUAGGGAUGACAUUGUUAUGAAGAAAGCAGACAAAGGCUCUACAAUGAGAAUUUACCAUCCUAUCUCAAGGACACCAGACUACAUAAACAAGACGCCCUCUACUGGCCUUCCAGAUCAUACCCUUCUCGUGACUAUUGCUGUCACAUCUUUGUACACCUAUAUUCCGCACGAUGAGGGUAUCGAGGCCUGUAGAGAAGUAUGGGAUAGUAGAUCCAUACAAAUUCCUUCUAUUGAGUCCCUUGCCAAGCUCCUUGAGCACGUUCUCAAGUAUAACAACUUCGUGUUUAAUGGAGGAUAUUACCUGCAGGUUAAUGGCACUGCUAUGUGUCCGAAAAUGGCCCCAUCUAAUGCCAAUAUUUUCAUGGGCAGACUCGAGUACAACUCAUCGGUGAAACAUAUUCCUAGAUACAUCUACCCUGAUUGA